Messenger RNA from Penicillium cosmopolitanum, 783 nucleotides. Its product is annotated as carbon-nitrogen hydrolase family protein. Gene Ontology annotation, biological process: L-glutamine metabolic process; oxaloacetate metabolic process. Gene Ontology annotation, molecular function: omega-amidase activity. The coding region runs from base 1 to 783 and encodes 260 amino acids. Gene Ontology annotation, cellular component: mitochondrion. The record is from RefSeq and is a predicted model, not a curated record. NCBI's taxonomy places the organism in Eukaryota, Fungi, Ascomycota, Eurotiomycetes, Eurotiales, Aspergillaceae. The transcript has 3 exons.
AUGGCUACAUUCUUGAAGAAGCCUCUUAAGCUUGCUUUGGUGCAGCUCGCAUCAGGCGCGGACAAGUCCGUCAACCUCUCCCACGCUCGAAACCCUCCAUCCUUCCCCUCCCACGAAGGAGCAGUCCCCUCGUUCCACGCCCUGUCGGCGAUCGCCGCUGAGGCAAAUGCAUACCUUAUCGGCGGAAGUAUACCCGAGCUGGAGCCGGAGACGAAGAAGUACUUCAAUACCUCACUAGUCUUCUCGCCCUCGGGCUCCUUGAUCGGUACCCACCGCAAGACGCAUCUGUUCGAUAUCGAUAUUCCCGGGAAGAUUACGUUCAAGGAGAGCGAGGUCCUCUCCCCGGGCAACCAAUUGACCGUGAUCGAUCUCCCAGAAUACGGCAAGAUUGGCCUGUCGAUCUGCUAUGAUAUUCGUUUCCCGGAGUCCGCCAUGAUUGCGGCUCGCAAGGGCGCAUUCCUGCUGGUCUACCCCGGUGCCUUCAACACGACCACUGGACCUCUGCACUGGUCUCUUCUGGGUCGAGCUCGUGCGGUGGAUAACCAGACCUAUGUUGCUCUGUGCAGUCCAUCGCGAGACCUGGACGCGUCGUACCAUGCGUACGGCCACAGUUUGAUCAGCGACCCCAGUGCGAAGAUUUUGACUGAAGCGGAGGAGAAGGAGACGAUUAUCUAUGCGGACUUGGAUAAUGAUACCAUCGUGAACACUCGCAAGGGCAUCCCCAUUUAUACCCAGCGCCGAUUUGACGUGUAUCCCGAUGUGAGCGGAGAGGGCUCAAAAUGA